CGCGCAUGCGCAGAGCGCUGUCAGGGCACGGCACACUCACACCGACAGUAUGGCGGCGGGCUGCUGCUGGAGGGAUGCUGCUGUCGCCGCUGCCUUCGCGAUGUGAUCGGAAUACCGACUGCCUGCGGAUUUACUACAGCCACCACCGAGGCCUGUCGCCGUGAUCUCGAUAAGAUGGCCCGGCUCGCCGAUUACUUCGUGGUAAUCGGCUACGAUCUCGAUAAAAGAGGAGGUAGUGAGGGUCAAGGCCGGAUUCACCAGCGUUUCCCAGAGAAAGACUGGGAAGAUAAUCCCUUUCCUCAAGGCAUUGAACUGUUCUGUCAGCCCAACGGUUGGCAGCUGGUUCCAGAAAGAAAACCUCCAUCUUUCUUUGUGGCGGUCCUCACAGACAUCAACUCAGAGCGACAUUACUGCGCCUGCUUCACUUUCUGGGAGUCCGUGGAGAACCCGCAGCUACAGAAGGGAGAGUCCAGUGAGGCCGAUGAAGACGAUGGUCCAGACGUUCUUCAGCCCGCUCAGCUCUACGCUCCAAGAAGCUUGGUUCUGGUCUCCCGUCUGGACCACACAGAGGUAUUUAGGAACUGUUUGAGUCUCAUCUACACGGUUCAUGUGGAUGGCCUCAACGUUCCUAUGGAAACGGUGAUCGGAAACCUUCUCACCUGUAUCAUUCCCAUAGCUGGAGGAUCUCAGAUCAAUGAUCCUCCUCUUUGUAGUUUAACUGACAGUCUGCUGGGUUGUUUCCAGCCCGGCCAGGAUGACGUAGAAGAGAGCUCGAGGACCAUAACGCUCGGCGCGGGCGACAGGCAGGUCAUCCAGACGCCCAUAAACGACUCUCUGCCUGUGAGCGGAUGCAGCGUGGCGCUGCUUUUCAGACAGCUGGGAAUCUUGAACGUUCUCUGUCUGUUUUGUGCUGCUUUGACGGAGCACAAGAUUCUGUUUCUGUCCAGCAGUUACCAGCGUUUGACAGAUGCCUGUCGAGCCCUGCUGGCCAUCAUGUUUCCUCUUAAAUACAGUUUCACAUACGUUCCCAUCCUGCCCGGAAAGCUGCUGGAGGUGCUCAGCACUCCGACGCCCUUCAUCAUCGGUGUCAACUCCCUCUUCCACUCGGAGACGCAGGAGCUGGUGAGAUUCUCUUCCCUGGACGUCAUCGUUGCAGAUUUAGACGGAGGCACAGUUACCAUUCCGGAGUGUGUCCACAUAUCCCUGCUGCCUGAGCCUCUUCUACAUCACACACAGACGGCCAUCUCCAUGGUUCUUGAUCCAGAGCUGGAAGUGGCCGAUCAUGCUUUUCCACCCUCCGUUCAAGCAUCCACGCUGAAGGUUCAGGACAAGGAGAUUCGCGCCAUCUUCCUGUGGCUGUUCGCUCAGCUCUUUCAGGGCUAUCGAUGGUGUCUGCACAUCAUUCGGAUCCACCCAGAACCAGUCAUACGCUUUUAUAAGGCUGCAUUCUUGGGGCAGAGAGCACUAGCUGAGGAUGACUUCCUCAUGAAGGUGUUGGACGGCAUGGCCUUCGCCGGGUUUGUGUCGGAGCGGGGUCCACCCUACAGAGCCACAGAUCUGUUUGAUGACCUUGUAGCCAAUCAGGCGAAGCGCAUUCGACAGGAGACAGGAAAUUCUCAAAAAGUGAUGAAGCAUGUUAAGGAGCUGGCAGAGCAACUUUUCAAAAACGAGAACCCGUACCCUGCGGUGGCCAUGCACCGAGUGCAGAGAACGGCAGAAAAUGCUCAGCCCCGUGUGCCGCAGACCUCCUUCCCACCCCUGGACGAAGUCAGCGUGCAGCUCUUUAUAGAUCACGCGGCUGCCAAACUUAAAACCGCUCCACCUGUGGUCAAAUCCGAACUGAAGGGCUUGGUGCCGGCCGGCCCUCCGCUGGCCGACGUAGUGGACAGGAAUGGGAACGUUCUGGCCAACAGUGCCAGAAGACUAGAGGUGGUCAGAAACUGCAUCAUGUACAUUUUUGACAACAAAAUGCUAGAAGCCAAGAAGUUAAUGCCAGCCGUAAUACGGGCUCUGAAAGGUCGGGCGGCUCGCGUGUGUCUGACCCAGGAGCUUAACCAGCACGUCCUGCAGAACAGAGCCGUUCUAGAUGACCAGCAGUUCGACUACAUCGUCCGCAUGAUGAACUGCACCCUACAGGACUGCUCACAUAUGGAUGAACAUGGUAUAGCCGCUGCUCUCCUGCCAUUGGUCACUGCCUUCUGUCGGAAACUGGGCGGAGGCAUCACUCAGUUCGCCUACAGCUGCGUUCAGGAGCACACUGUGUGGACCAACAUGCAGUUCUGGGAGGCCAUGUUUUACAGCGAUGUUCAGAAACACAUCCGCAGCCUCUACCUGGAGAACGAAGACGACGGAGAUGCAUCCGCUAAUGACGGCGAGGGCGAUCAGCAGCAGGUGAGCGCGCUGGAGCUGGCGUCCGAGCAGAGCCGUCUGUGGCCCACGCUGAGCAAAGAGCAGCAGCAGGAGCGCGUCCAGAAAGAGGAGAGCACUGUGUUCAGCCAAGCCAUCCAUUACGCCAACCGCAUGAGCUACCUGCUCCUCCCGCUGGACACCAGCAAGAACCGCCUGCUCCGCAGCACCGGCCUGGGCGAUGUGGAGAGUGUCAGCAACAGCUACGUCACCAACAGUAUUGCGGGCAGCAUGGCGGAAAGCUACGACACAGAAAGCGGCUUUGAAGACGCUGAAAGCUCGGACGUGGCCAACUCCGUCGUGCGGUUUAUCAACCGGUUUGUUGACAAAGUGUGCAACGAGAGCGGAGUUACCAACGAGCACCUGAAAGCCCUUCACACCAUGAUACCAGACAUCGUUCAAAUGCACAUCGAGACGCUGGACGCAGUCCACAGAGAGAGCAAGCGACUGCCGCCCAUCCAAAAGCCUAAGCUUUUAAGGCCGACGCUUCUGCCCGGUGAAGAGUUUGUGAUGGAAGGAAUGAGGGUACACCUCAUAGCAGACGGGCGAGAGGAAGCCACGGGUGCGCUGGGCGGUCCGCCCCUGCUGCCGGCCGAGGGGGCCGUCUUCCUGACCACCUACAGGAUUAUCUUUAAGGGCACGCCCACCGACCCUCUGGUCGGCGAGCAAGUGGUCUCCCGCUCCUUUCCCAUCGCCUCUCUUACGAAAGAGAAGAGACUCUCAGGAUCUCAGGUGAGCGUUCCCUUGGAUCAGUUCGUCCAGGAGGGCCUGCAGCUGCGUUCCUGCACGUUUCAGCUGAUGAAGAUCGCCUUCGAUGAGGAGGUGGCUUCAGAUUUGGCUGAGGUGUUCAGGAAACACGUGCAUAAGCUCAGAUACCCGCAGCACGUUCAGGGCACGUUUGCCUUUACUGUGGGCCAGUCUGCCAAGCUUGUGGUGGAACACAAAACCAAGGAUAAGAACCAAUCAUUAAAAACGCUGUCUAAAAACCUGGUGAAGACUGCAAAGAGAACCAUUGGGCGGCAGUAUGUGACCCGGAAGAAGUAUUCUCCACCCACCUGGGAAAACCGAAGCAGUUUGCAGUCGGAGAUGGACGAAGAUGAGAUCUCUGUGUCUGAAGAGCCUGAUCAGAGUUCCCUCACGUUGUCCUCCACCAUCCGUUCAUCUGACCGGCAGACGAUGAGUAAUGUCGUCGAGCGGGCUUGUUGCCGCGACUACCAGCGGCUAGGAUUGGGAACGCUCAGUAACAGCCUGACCCGAUCCAAAAACGAACCCUUCCGUAUCUCAACCGUCAACCGGAUGUACACCGUCUGCCGAAGUUACCCCGGGUUACUGAUCGUGCCUCAGAGCAUCCCGGACUCCACCAUCCAGCGCAUCUCUCGCUGCUACAGGCAAAACCGCAUCCCCGUGGUGUGCUGGAGAAAUUCUCGCACCAAAGCGGUGCUUCUGCGCUCGGCCGGCCUGCACGCUAAAGGCGUGGUGGGGUUCUUCAAAUCGCCCAAUGCGCCCACUGCAGGCCCGUCUCAGGCAGACUCCACCAGUCUGGAGCAGGAGAAGUAUCUGCAGGCCAUCAUCAGCUCCAUGCCCUCCUACAGCGACGCCAGCGGGAGAAACACGCUCAGCGGCUUCACCUCUUCACACAUGAGCACAUCAGACUCAUCAGACAAGCUCAGGCAACCUAAAAUAGGAGCGUUAAUGAAACAGGUCAUGGGUGCUAAAGAGGAUGUGCCGGGAACCUUCAGUAGAGGAGCGCUGGGUCAGAGGGCAAGGGUCAUCUCCCUCUCUCAGCCUAGAGUUUCGGUCAAGGCCCGCAACUCGCCUAGAGGAAAAUGGGGCAGUAUUCGUGGCAGUGGGCGGCUCAGCAUGUAUAAUGCUGAUGUGGGGAACAGGCUGGCUGGGAAGGAGUCGCCUCAAGCCAACGGAGGCCCAGCCGAGCCCUACUUCCUUCGGCAGCAGAGAGCAUACCUCUACAUCAUUGGAGACAAGUCCCAGUUAAAGGGCGGAAAGCAGGACUCUUUCCAGCAGUGGGAGGUGGUGCCCAUCGAGGUGUUUGACAUACGGCAAGUGAAGAACAGUUUCAAGAAGCUGAUGAAAGCUUGUGUGCCUUCUUCAACCAAAAACGAUCCAAACAUGACCUUCCACCGCUGCCUGGAGGAGUCCGAGUGGAUGAAUCUGCUUCACAGGCUUCUGCAAGUGUCUGUUCUUGUUGUGGAGCUGUUGGACAACGGUUCCUCCGUCAUGGUUAGUCUCGAAGAUGGUUGGGAUGUCACAACACAGGUGGUGUCUCUGGUUCAGCUUCUGUCAGAUCCGUACUACCGAACCAUCGAUGGCUUCAGGCUGCUGGUGGAGAAAGAGUGGUUGUCGUUCGGCCAUCGAUUUAGCCAUCGCGGAGCCCAGACGCUUGCCAGCCAGAGCAGCGGGUUUACGCCAAUCUUCCUUCAGUUUCUAGACUGUGUGCAUCAGAUCCAUCUGCAGUUCCCCAUGGAGUUUGAAUUCAGUCAGUACUACCUGAAGUUUCUGGCCUACCACUACGUCUCCAACCGCUUCCGCACAUUCCUGCUGGACUCUGACUAUGAGCGCAUAGAACUGGGUGUUUUGUACGAGGAAAAAGGCGAGAGGAGGAACCCUCAGGUGUGUAAAUCAGUGUGGGAUUACAUUGACCGUCUCAACAAGAAGACUCCCAUCUUUUACAACUACAUGUUCUCACCUGAGGAGGAGGAGGUCCUAAAGCCAUACAGCUUCAUCUCAAACCUGAAAGUUUGGGACUUUUACACGGAGGAGACGCUUUCAGAGGGUCCAUCCUUUGACUGGGAGUUGGUGCGGGGCAGACAGGAGAAACCGUCGGAGGAAGCGGGUGAACGACUGGAGACAACAACUCCCAAAUCGCAGCGAAGGAUUGUUUGGCCAUGUUACGACAGCCUCAGUAAAGUAGUGCCUGAUGCCAUCACCAAACUGUUGCAGGAUGUGCAGAAUCUAGAAUCCGAGUUGGGCCAGCCAACAGAAAAAUGGAAGGACACGUGGGACAAGAUUAAGACAGCCCAACGGGUGGAGUCCAGACUAGAAAGCAGGCACUCGUUUUCCAGCUCUCUGCUCAUGUCGUCUAAUCUGAGUCACCAGCGGCGCUCUCAGGGUGUGUAUCUGCAGGAGAGCGGGGUAGGCUCCUCUAUCAAUCUGGCUCUGGACUGUGAAUCCGCCACCUCAACGCCUGCGGCUGGUCGGCCCAGUACCAGCACGCUCUACAGCCAGUUCCAGAGCACUGAGAGCGAGAACAGGAGCUUUGAGGGUAUUUUAUACAAAAGAGGCGCUUUGCUCAAACCGUGGAAACCACGUUGGUUUGUGUUGGACAAGACGAAACACCAGUUGCGAUACUAUGAAUCACGGCAAGACAAAGUGUGUAAGGGAGUAAUCGAGUUAGCCGAAGUGGAAUCUGUCAUCAUGGGAACGCCUGCCAUGGGAGCACCUAAAAACAUUGACGACAAAGCCUUCUUCGAUCUCAAGACGACCAAACGUGUCUAUAACUUCUGUGCCCAGGACAGCAUGAAUGCACAGUUAUGGAUGGACAGUAUUCAGAGUUGCCUAUCUGACGCAUAAGAGAAAAUAACUGUGACUCUUUGGAGGGCGGAGCUAAUUAGGGACAUUGCUCAUUGCCGAUGGGCGGGGCUUCCCCCAGCGUUCUCCCAGCGAGAGAAGUUAUAACGGACGGUGGUAUUGGACUUCACAGUAUCACACCUCACAUUUCAACGUUUUUAAAAAACAUGUCAAAACUUAUAAAAAAAUCGAAUUCCCAUAAAACUCAUAUCAGUAGUCUUUGUUACUGUUGCCACAUUUUUCCUAACACCAUCACAUUCCCUGGAUGUUCUCUAAUGCUUGUUUGAAAGAUGGCAUUGUGUUAUUUCUGAUGGACUGCGAUUCUUCAUCUGACAUGUCCAAGUGUCGCUCGCUCGCACCCUCCCGUAACGCUCUAAUACUGCCAAUGGCGCCUUCAAGCUAUGCAGGGGCUCAAGCAUGCCCAAUAACUCACAAAAGAGUGACGCGUCACGUUAAAUUCUUGGGAUUGAUCUGAAUUGAGAUUAUCACUUCAUCACUGGUCUACUAUUCUGUCUUCUCAUUGGCUGGUUCAGUUCUCUUACUCCCUCCUGAUUGGUUGGCUUUGGCUUUGGCUUUGUCAGAGCCUUUUCUGAAGCAGGGUCUACAUGCAACGAUCCAUGAAGGAUUAUGUGUGAAUUGUUAUUACAUUUAUUUACGUCCAAGUAAUUGUCCAAGUUUACCACGGCUGAAGUUUUGUCCAAUUUGAUCAAAAUGCCAUCUGGAGAUUAUACAUUCAGAUUCGAGUGUUUACAAGGUGAGUCUUACAAAAUAUUCGGUUUUAUUUUCCCCCGACAAAACAGCAAAAACAACUAUCGCUAUUAAGAAUCUAAGGGAUGCUGAAGGACAUGGAGGGAUAGUUUUGUCAUGAUAAUUUAUCCACAGAAAUGUGAUUCUUUUAUGAAAGAGAUGCCGAUCGACGGGGAGACAUUGUCUUGAGAGGCUUUUGUAACCACUUUGUUUCAUCAAUUGUCUGUUUACAUGAAUCGGAGGCUAGAGACUGGAGCUGGUUGCCAUGACAACUGGUUUCAGCAUCACUUCCUGUGACAGUUUAUGCAAAAAUACUGUAAAUAUGUACAUGCAAUCAAUACAGUUUAUCUCAAAUGGGAACAAUUCAAGUUAAAUUGGUUUCUUGGGACCUGCCAUAUCUGUUUAUGGAGAUUUCUCAGUACAUCCAUAAAAGUAUUUAGAAAAAUUGGAAAUCUGGAAAAUGCAAAUGGAAAACGUUGAGAGGACAAGCAAGGCCGGUUGUCAUUCCUUCCAAGUUCUCCAGGCUCUGAGGCUCUUGUGGGUCUGUCAGAAUCAGUGUUUUUUUAGUUUGUUACCUGUUCUAUGUUGAAUCCUGUACAUAGAGGAGUUUGUUUAUAUUAUUCCUUUAAAGAAAGAGUCUAUUUUGCCAGACUUUGUAAGGAUGCACGGAAGAGGAUCACCUGUUUAUCACAGGAUUGGACACCAGAACUAACACACAUACACAGUGUAAAAUAGGGUUAUACUUCUGAAUUGUUAAAAACGAAAUUGUAGAUUUUUGUUCCAAUAACUCCCUUUGUAUAUAAUACUCAGAAAUGUAUGUUAAUGCUAGUAAUUUAUUUAACGUUGUCUCGAAUAUGACUCCUCAGAGCACCACUUAACUUUUAAAUUAGACAUCCAAUACGUGCCAUUGUUUAUCUCUGUGUUAACGCAACUAAUGAUAAAUAUUUUUUUGGAAAACCUUCAGAUGUGACUCAUAAAUAAACCCAGAGUUUCUUUUUAUUUUUUUCUUUAUCUGAUGUUUGUUACUCCAGAAAAUAACAACGCUCACCUAGUAAACGUUGACUUGUGACAACAUAAAUUGAACAUUUUAAUUAUUUAUUUUUCAUACUUUUUUAUUAGAUUUAUUUAAUCUGAUUCAGGUUCUGUUGUCGAUCAUGCCAUAUGUUUUUUUUAGGAUUAAACCACUCUGGGGUUUAUGACCUCCUAUCA
This is a messenger RNA of Triplophysa rosa, 7947 nucleotides long. RefSeq names its product SET binding factor 1 (gene sbf1). The record is from RefSeq and is a predicted model, not a curated record. The coding region runs from base 175 to 5994 and encodes 1939 amino acids. NCBI's taxonomy places the organism in Eukaryota, Metazoa, Chordata, Actinopteri, Cypriniformes, Nemacheilidae. The transcript is spliced from 44 exons.